Messenger RNA from Echinops telfairi (small Madagascar hedgehog), 2271 nucleotides. It is a transcript of the gene IDI1, whose product is annotated as isopentenyl-diphosphate delta isomerase 1. Gene Ontology annotation, molecular function: isopentenyl-diphosphate delta-isomerase activity. The transcript has 5 exons. Gene Ontology annotation, biological process: isoprenoid biosynthetic process; isopentenyl diphosphate biosynthetic process. The coding region runs from base 139 to 825 and encodes 228 amino acids. The record is from RefSeq and is a predicted model, not a curated record. NCBI's taxonomy places the organism in Eukaryota, Metazoa, Chordata, Mammalia, Afrosoricida, Tenrecidae. Gene Ontology annotation, cellular component: cytoplasm.
GAUGCCGCCGGCCGGCGAGGCGCGGCACAGCGUGCGCUGCCUGCAGUAGCUUUGGUUGCUGACCUUCGAGACGGCAUUGUCGCCUGCAUCGGGAACGCGGAGUUCAGACCUUUUGGACAGAUCAGAUAUAUUGUCACGAUGCCUGAAAUAAAUACUGACCAUCUCGAUGAGCAACAGGUUCAACUUCUGGCUGAGAUGUGUAUUCUCAUUGAUGAAAAUGACAACAAAAUUGGGGCUGAGACGAAAAAGAAUUGUCAUCUGAAUGAAAACAUUGAAAAAAAAGGAUUAUUGCAUCGAGCUUUUAGUGUUUUCUUAUUUAACACAGAAAACAAACUCCUACUUCAGCAGAGAUCAGAUGCUAAAAUUACCUUUCCAGGUUAUUUUACCAAUACUUGUUGUAGUCAUCCAUUAAGUAAUCCAGGAGAACUUGAAGAAAAUGAUGCAAUUGGAGUAAGACGAGCAGCACAGAGGCGUUUAAAAGCUGAGCUAGGAAUUCCCACAGAAGAGGUUCUUCCAGAAGACAUGAAUUAUCUAACACGAAUUCACUACAAGGCUCAAUCUGAUGGCAUCUGGGGUGAACAUGAAAUUGAUUACAUUUUGUUUGUGAAGAAGAAUGUAACUCUGGAUCCAGAUCCCAAUGAGAUUAAAAGCUUGCGCUAUGUGUCAAAGGAAGAAGUAGAAGAACUUUUGGAAAAAGCAGCCCGUGGUGAAAUUAAGAUAACUCCGUGGUUUAAAAUGAUUGCGGAGGCUUUCCUCUUUAAGUGGUGGGAUAACUUAAACCAAUUGAAUAAGUUUGUCGAACAUGAGAAAAUACAUCGAAUGUGAAAGUAGGGAUGAAUACUAAAGUACACUUUUCUCUGUGGUGAACUUAGACUGAUGAUUGUGUGUUUUGAUAAUUUGCUUCUUUAUUAGGAGAACUCUCAUUUGGUGCGUUGAUACUUAUACAAUUGGAAAGGUAUAUGGAAAGGGCAGCUGACUUAAUUUUGUAUCCUAUGCUUAUUCAUACGUUGCUAUUUGAGCAAGUAUUAUAAAAGAGCAAAAAGGCAAUUCGAUCUGUCCAAAAAUAUAUCCAUGACAAUUUUGGAUGAUAAAAGCUCUUAAAUUUUUAUAUAUUAGGAUAUAUAUGUUAGGAUAAACAUUUUCAGAAUAUUUCUAGGUCACUGUGCUGUUUGCCAGUCACUUUAUAUACCACUGAAUUUGUAUUGUAAUCCAGAAAAGGAAAUGGGAAACUGAUUUGCUUAGCUCCUUCAACACAGUUGUAGCUUUUAGGAUUACCAGAUAAAACUAGUUAAACAGGCUAAAGGGGAAUUAAUUGGCCUAGAUCCUAGUCUGUAAUUCUACGUUGAUUUUUGUGGUUUUAUCUGACAUUAUCAUUUUAAUACUUAGAGUCAACUCUUGAUUUUGGUCAGAAGCUGGAGUGAAUACUGAUUAAACCUUUAAAUAAACGAAUGAGCAAAACUUGUUGCCAUUGAGUCAGUUCUGACUCAUAGUGACCCUAUAGGACGAGUAGCAGGCUUCCAACACCACAGAAGCAGAGUGCCACGUUUUUCCUCCCCCAUAUGGCUAGUGAAUUCACGCUUUCACUGAGCGACCAAGCACGAAGCCAGUGGGCCACAAACUCCUUUCAAGUAGUCUUUGCCAAUCACAAAGCAUGUAUUUUCAGAAUUAAGUCCACAAGCUGCUCAUAAAAUGGGAAUUGGCUCAUCCUGUGUAACAGUGUUUCUUAAUCUUAUUUAACACGGGAGACCAGAUAGCUCUUUGUUGUGGGGCCUGUUGUGUGCAACAUGGGGUGUUUAGCCAGCACCCUUGGGCUGUACCUGCCAAUGACACCUCCCACAUGGGACAACAAGCGGGAUGGAGUGUCUUGGAGCGGAGGGAGGGGAGCAGAGUUGCUCCAGUGGAGUACUGCAGUUCUUCAGUCAGGCCGGAUUGCAAGGUGAGGGGGGAAUAGCAGACAGAAAAGGCUGAUGUUCACAUUUUAUAGAUUCAAGUCUGGGAACAUAUAUGUAAGUAUUUACAGUUGGGUUUGUAUACAUUUGCCAUAGAGACCUUAGUUUGAAGUUUUAAACCUCAUGAUCCUGGAAUGUUAAGUAACACUAAAAUAGUGGAGGGAAAAACAUGUUUCUUACAAAGUCAAGCAAUUUAUAAUUUCAAUAGAAAUAAUUUCUUAUUAAUCCUGAGCAGGUAACUAAGCACUUUAGGCGAGACUUUUAUGUAGCAAGUAUUUAUUUUAUUGAAAAUGAAAAAUAAUAAAAAUUUACUAUACUUCUA